Anopheles cruzii is the source of this 1428-nucleotide messenger RNA. Its product is annotated as growth hormone-regulated TBC protein 1-A. The record is from RefSeq and is a predicted model, not a curated record. The transcript has 5 exons. Bases 293 to 1294 code for a protein of 333 amino acids. NCBI's taxonomy places the organism in Eukaryota, Metazoa, Arthropoda, Insecta, Diptera, Culicidae.
AUCUGCAAAGGCGGUAAAUGGAGAAUAUAAGAAGAAAGAAAGAAACCCUCUCUUGAGUGUUUGCUAAGCAGAAGAAUACUAGCGGCCACAAACCGCCCACAAAUGUUGUUAUCAACUGAUCAGCUGAUGAUCGAUACAAGAAUCAGAAUGUGCGCGAUAACAACCUUUGCAUCGUAAUAGUAACAGUUCCACUUUUUAGGAGUAAAGUGUUCAUUUCCUAUGAACGAGAUUUGAUCUUAAGAGUUUCUUAAAGUGCAGUGACUUAGGUGUGGUACCGUGUGGAGGAAACACUAUGGCAGUUUCAAAAUUUAGCGAUGUCGACGAGUAUGGGUUCAAGCGGGAACCGGAUUUCGACUACCAAUCGUACGAAAAUAUCAUGUCAAGCUACUUGUCGGUGCUGACGACGCGCAGUAUGAGGUGGCAAAAGUUCGUGAAAAGCGAAGAUGUGACGAAAAACCAGAGCAAACUUAAGCGCUUCGUCCGGAAAGGCGUUCCCGGUCCAAUGCGGGAGGAAGUGUGGAUGAAAACGUCUGGGGCGUUAAAGCUACAGCAACUACAGCCAACCCUCUAUCAAACACUGCUGACAUACGAGUUCGAUCAGGAAAUCUCCGAUCAAAUAAAGCUCGAUCUCCCACGGACGUUCCCGGAUAACAUUCACUUCGAGCAGUACAAACUGGGUCUCUACAACGCGUUGAUUGCAUUCGCGCAUGAGAAUCGAACAGUUGGUUACUGUCAAGGUUUAAAUUACAUAGCAGGACUGCUGCUAAUCGUAACGAAGAAUGAAGAAUCCACGUUUUGGCUGCUCAAGGUGCUAGUCGAGAACAUUGUCCCACUGUAUCACACGAAAACGAUGGACAACCUAAUCACGGAUAUCGAUGUGUUGAGCGAACUGAUCAAACAACGAGUGCCGGAUGUCCACCGGCAUAUCUUCGACUUAGGGCUGCCCUGGCCCGUGAUAGCUACCAAGUGGUUUAUCUGCCUGUACGCCGAAGUCGUACCGACCGAAACCGUCCUCCGCAUAUGGGACUGUCUGUUUCUCGAGGGCAACAAAAUUCUGCUUCGUGUCGGACUGACGGCAGUGGUACGGCUCCGGCAAGAGAUACUGGCCACGGAUGAUAUCGCCACGUUGAUUGGUUUGUUUCGAUCGCUGGACAAAUCGCCCGUCCUGAUGGAUUGUCACGAGUUCAUGAAAAGCAUCUUCAAAGUGCCGGGUAACCUGCGCCGGUCACAGCUGGCAACACUUCGGCGACGGCUGUACGAUGAACGGAUGGCUAGCAAGCACAAUGGUUCCUAGGGGUUAGAGAACUAUAUUCAGAAGAGAUACAGACUGAAUAUAGUGUGAAUCGUAAAAAAUGAUAAUUUCCGCGGCUAUGGCGAUUUAGCCAAACUAAACUUUGCUAUGAAACACGGCAGCUUUAGUCGCAGCCA